AAUUUUAUUGCGCAAGCGUGGCAAUACUGUAGUACGCCAUUUGCAAUAUUACGCGUGCUUCUUUAGUACUGUAACGCGUUUAUGAGUGUGUUUAUUUUGUAUAAAUUCCGUUAAAAGUUUAAAUUUUUUUUCUGCUCCCGAAUAAACAAUGAGUUCGGUGCCGGACCCCGCGAAGUUAAAAGUGGUUGAACUCCGGGCAGAACUCAGUUCCAGAGGUUUGGAAACCAAGGGCAAUAAAGCUGUAUUGGUUAAGCGUUUAAAAGAUGCAUUGGAGUCCGAACUAAAAACAGAGUUACCUGAUACAUCUAUUGCCGAUACAUCCACUGAGGAUUUUAACACUUCUCAGAAUGAAGAUGUACCCAAUUCUAAAACGAAAGAUGAAACUGAUGUUAUCGAAGAAUCUAAAGAUGACGGUGACAAAGACGAUGAAAAAGAACCUGAUGUGGAAAAGCCUUCUAUAGUCGUAGAACAAGAAAAAUCAGAAUUAGAAAAACCUGAUGAAGGUAAAGAUGAAGAAAUGAAAAGUUCUGAAGAAAAAGCUGAUAAAGAAAGUGAAGCUUCAAUUGCAGAACAAGAUGAAAAGGAAGAUGUUACAAAACAAGAAGAAAAUGGAGAGCAACAGGAUAAUGUUGAUGAACCCCCCAAUAAGAAAAGUCGAGUAGAAACAGAAGAAACUGAUGAAGCAAUAGCGGAUAAAGGUGAAAAUAACAAGGAUAAAGAAGAUCAGGUGAAAGGAGACGAUGAUCAACAAUCAGGAGGGAAAAGGAAACGAUCAAACGAUGUACAAAAAGCCCGACAAAGAACCCCAGUUAGGGAAGAUGAGCCACCAAUCGAUUCUGAUAAAGUUCAACUAAAUUGGUAUGAUUCUGACCUUCAUCUGCAAAUUGAUAAGGAAACGUUCUUGAAAGCGAAACCUUAUCACGACGGAAUAUUUGGUUAUGUUUGGUCCGGAGUAAGAGCAACUCAUGGGGCAAAAAAUGGAAAGGUUUGUUUUGAAGUAAAAGUAACCGAAGAAUUAAAAUGGGAAGAUGUUAUUAAACAACCUGAAAAAGGUAGUAGAGAUCGUGGUAGAAGAGAUUCGAGAAGAGACAAAUCACGAAACACCGAAACAAAACGUUCCCCUGACGAAAAAAAAUCAAAAUCUAGCGAUGAAAACGGUUCCGAAGCGAAAUCAGUCGAAGAACAAUCACAAAAUGACGCUCAACUUGAUGAAAAAAUGGAAACAACGGAAGAAAAAGAUGAAAGUAAAUCACCAACCGAAGAUAAACCAACAACAGGAGAAACCAAAGAAACUCCUCCACUUGAAAAACCUGCUGAUGAUGAUCUUGACACUCAAAAGGAGUCAGAAACUCAAAAAGAACCAGAAAAUAAAGACGAUGUAAAAGAUGAAAAAGAAAAGGACACAGAAAAAGAGAAAAAUGAUGAGGAGGAACCUCAAAGUAAAGAGGAACCAAUGGAAGUUGAGGAAAAGAAAGAAGAGGAAAAAGAGCUUAAAGAGGAAGAAGUUAAAAUUGCGUCCCAUUUGAUCAGAAUUGGUUGGUCUAUUAAUUCCGAAUGUUUACAACUUGGUGAAAGUAAAUAUUCUUAUGGAUUUGAAUCGAGUGGAAAAUUUGUUAAUGACAAACAAUUUACGGAAUAUGGAAAACCGUUUGGGGUUGGUGAUAUUAUUGGCACUUUUUUGGCAUUUUCAGAUGAAAGUGUUAAUAUAAUUUACACAAUCAAUGGGGAAGAACUUCCUUUAGCUGUAUCAAUACCCAGAACUGAUUUACCAGAAGGAGAUUUCUCAUUAUUUCCCCAUGUUCUUUCAAAAAAUUACGUUUUUGAAGCGAAUUUCGGUGACUUGGAGGAACCAUUUUGUAAAACACCAGAAAAAUUAUCCGAAUACAUGUUUAUUAAUAAAAUUGAAGACAAAGUUGUUGGUCCACAACGACCAGAAAGCCGAAGUGAUUGUGAAGUUAUUAUGAUGAUUGGACUCCCUGCUUCAGGUAAAACACAUUGGGUUAAUGAUUAUUUAGAGAAAAACAAAGAUAAACGAUACACAAUAAUCGGAAAUAGCCAACUUUUGGAUAAAAUGACCGUUGAUGGCACACCGAUUAGAAACAGCAUCAAACCUUAUUGGUCCACAUUAGUGGAUAAACUCACAAAAACUUCGAAUAAAUUAGUGGACGUUGCCGCAACCAGAAGAAGAAAUAUUGUAAUCGACCAAACCAACGAAUUUAACAAUACACAAAGACGCAAAAUGAGACAAUUCGAUGGAUACAAAAGAAGGGCAAUCGUCGUGGUUUGCAGCGAAGAAGAUCAAGCGAAACGUAAAGCUCAAUAUGAAGAACAACAAGAUACAAAGUUGAGUAAUGCGUAUAUUUGUCAAAUGAAAGCUAAUAUGUCACUUCCCCGCGUUGGCGAUUGGUUGGAAGAAGUAACUUACGUGGAUCUAAAGGAAGAUGACGCGAAAGCGAUGGUGCAAAAAUAUAACAAAGAAGGUAAAGAUGCCGGUUACGGAAAUUGGCCAAGACGCGAAGCCCGAAAUAACAGGUUUAAUAAAUGGCAAGAUAAUAGACGUAAUGAUUACCAUGGAGGAUUUAGAAAUAAAUACCCGCCUCAUAGGUAUGAUAGAGGACCUAAACAAGAUUAUAGAUCGCAAAGGUGGGGUUCAAAUGAUAGAAGGAAUAAUCGCGAUCAAUCGAGAGAUUGGCGUUCUCAAAGAGGUAGUGGAGGUCAAAGACAACAAGAUAGAUCAAGAGAUCGUCAUAACAGACCUGGAAAUAGAGAUAAUUACAACAGAAAUCGACAUCAAGGUGGAGGAGGAGGAAAUAGUGGAAAUUGGCAAGGAGGUGGACCUUGGAGUCGCGGAUCUUGGAGUCAAGGGGGAGGAAGCGGUGGGCAAUGGAGCCAAGGUGGAAGUGGAAAUUGGGGUGGCGCUUGGAGUUCCAGUGGAAAAUGGAAUUAUAAUCAAGGUGGUGGAGGAGGAGGCCAAUAUGGCCAACAAUCGGGUUAUGGAAAUGGAAAUUAUCCUGGCAGUUAUUAUUCUGGUAGUUAUUACAGUGGUCAAAACUGGAAUCAGAGUCAUGGAUCGAAUAGUUCUAUGAGUGGCAAUGGACACUGAAGGAUGUUUAGUGUGUAAAAUAUUUAAAUAACGAUUUUUUUUAAUAAGCGAACACAGGAGGUAAAGAGUAACUCCUGGUAUAAUUUAUGUUUUUAUUUAAAAAUAAUUCGUAUUUCUGAGUUGUUUAAAUUUUCCUCAUAAAAAUUUAUUAUGUAAUAUGCCAAUAUUAAAAAUAUAUAUAAUAAUUAUUAUAUUGUAGAAACUGGACUGUAUAGUUUUUCACAGUUCAAAUGAAAACUGGGUUUAAAACAAAUUUAGUUUCAUGUCCAUUUUUAUCUUUAACGCUUUUUUAUGUUUAAAUGGAAGUAAAUGAAAAUUAAGGUGAUCUCCAUAAAAAUAACGCAGUUUUAAUAUAAAUUAGAGCAAAAAAAAAUAAAAGUUUGUAUUAAAUUAUUUAAAAAAGCUCUUAAAACUGUGUUAUCUUUAUAGAUGAAGAUGUUGUAGUAAGAAAAUUUAACACCUAUAUCUUGGUGAAGCCAAAAAAAAGUUUGGAAAAUGCUGUAUAGUAUCACUUAUCUGAAGCAGUACAAGUAGUUGGCACCGAUAUAAACAUAAGAUAUAUAUUUUAUGUUGAAUUUUUUUUGUACUUUAUUUUUUAUCGUCCGCAAAACAUAACACCAAUAAGCAAAACAAUGUAGGCAAAUGAUCUCUAAAACAUUCUUCUGUUUUUAAAUAUUCAUCUUUUUUUAUUUGAAAAUAUGUUAUGGAUGAAUCAUUUUCUUUUUAACACAAAAAUUUAUAACGUUACUACACUUGAUGCUAACUAAACGUUAGAAAUGUAAUAUUUCUAAUUAAAGCAAUAAGUGUAAUUAACUCGAAUUACUUAACACGCCUUAAAAUGUGCAUUUUUGUGUAAAAAAGAUCUACAUAACAAUAAAAUUAACACAAGAUAUGGAACGUGUUAUAAUGUAAGAUUGUACAAAGUAAUUUUCUAUAAUAAAUAUUGAAUAUUCUAAAUUAUAA
Messenger RNA from Onthophagus taurus, 4066 nucleotides. Its product is annotated as heterogeneous nuclear ribonucleoprotein U-like protein 2. Gene Ontology annotation, cellular component: nucleus. Gene Ontology annotation, biological process: alternative mRNA splicing, via spliceosome. NCBI's taxonomy places the organism in Eukaryota, Metazoa, Arthropoda, Insecta, Coleoptera, Scarabaeidae. The record is from RefSeq and is a predicted model, not a curated record. Gene Ontology annotation, molecular function: RNA binding; protein binding.